Messenger RNA from Coprinopsis cinerea okayama7#130, 966 nucleotides. RefSeq lists its product as hypothetical. The record is from RefSeq and is a predicted model, not a curated record. Lineage: Eukaryota; Fungi; Basidiomycota; Agaricomycetes; Agaricales; Psathyrellaceae. The coding region runs from base 1 to 966 and encodes 321 amino acids. The transcript has 2 exons.
AUGGAGAGAAUCCAGAUUAAAGGGAGAGACGAAGCAUGCCCACCAGUUUCGUCAUCUCGAGACCUCGACAUCGAUGAAGAUGUCGAAGACAUCCUUUCCGACUCACUGGGAUCCAUGUUUGGCCUCCAGCCAAUAAACGUGGGAUCUCCAGGAUCUCCCUUCACGUACCACUAUACCGGCAUCCAGGGUUCCUCAAACUAUCCGCCCACAACAAUUACCCUUCGCACUCCAGACACCCAGGCUGCGAACUGGAAUCUGCACGCUUCUUCCAUCUGGGUGUCUGCCCUAUAUCUGGCUGAUCACAUCGACCGCCUUGACUUACCCGCCCAUCCGUAUUUCACCGCGGAUCCCACCGUCUCUCCCCUCCGCAUCCUCGAGUUGGGGGCUUCAGCCGGCCUUCCUGGGAUCCUGACUGCCAAGCUGUUCCCCAGCGUAUCUGUCACCGUAAGCGACUACCCUGAUGACCAACUGAUCAAGGCGUUAUCUGGUAAUGUAGCCCUCAACGAUGUCGAACGGAAUUGCCGUACGAUCCCCCAUGGAUGGGGAUCGGAUGUUUCCGAACUCCUCGACGGCGGGCUCGGCUUCGAUGUCAUUCUCGCUGCUGAUACCCUGUGGAAUUCGGAAUUCCAUCCCCUGCUAGUCGGUUCCAUCGCGAAGGCUUUGAGACCGUGUCCUCAUGCGAGGGUCCAUCUUGUCUCUGGGCUACACACGGGGCGGUACGCGAUCCAAAGCUUUCUACGGAGGGUUCAAAGCGCGGGCUUGGCCGUGGACAGCAUGGCAGAGUACGAAGCCAAAGGGACCACCGAACGUGAGUGGGAUGUUGAACGAGAAGGGGAAGAUGACGGUGAACGUCGACGAUGGGUGGUUUGGACGGUCCUCAAGUGGAGCUCGCUCAACUGGUCUCACGAUCAAGGCGAACAAUUACAAUUGUGUUGCCGCAAGAGUGGUGAGUACGACGCGCGCUGA